ACCUGCUCUCGUCUACAUUGCAGUCAAGGCGAGGUGCAUCUCAAAGUAGUUGUCAACAGGGAUUUAGAAACAGCCCAUUUAUGAGAAGUGGUAUUGAGUCAUCUGAGCGAGACACGGGUUCCAUCUGUGAGGCAUUGUGAAGUGCGGGGUAAAGGGUUUGGCAGAAAACUACCUCCUUGCUCACAAUAAAAGGUGGAAAAUAUCUCCUGACUCCUACUCCUUAAUCAGAGUGCUGAAGUGGUCAGCAACAUUGAAGAACCGACAUGCUAAAUUAAGCAAUACCCAACAGCAUAUAUUUGCUGAGGACCAUAUUUAGUUUUAUCAGUCAAUAGGGAUGUACCAGGGUUGCUCUGGUAGAAAACCAACUAUCUGUUACCAUAAACAAGAAGACGGAACAAGAUCAAGACUCGACUCUUUCCACUGCAUUGACACCUCAACAUGGAAAACAGCAGUUUUGGGCUUAAAAAUGUGACUGGAAACUCAACAGACAAGAGCACUGUGGAUAACAAGGGAUUUGAUAUUUUUUUUGCCUGCAUUUUCACUGUAACCGUGGUAGUGGGUGUCAUUGGAAAUGGGCUGGUCAUAUUUCUGGCCGGCUGCAGAAUGAAGACGACUGUCAACUCCAUUUGGUUUCUGAAUUUGGCGAUUACAGACUUCAUCUUUUUUUUACUUUCAAUCACAAAUUAUUUCUUAAUCGUGAGUAAUCAGCACAGUGUCUUCACAGGCAGCCUUUUUAGCAUUUCAUUUACACAAAAUGUGUUUGUUAGCGUUUGGACUCUUGUAGUUAUUAGUCUGGAUCGAUGCCUGUGCACAUGGAUGGCUGUUUGGGCUCAAAAUAACAGAACUUUGCGUAAAGCCAGAAUCAUCUGCAUCAUCAUCUUUGUUUCAUCCAUAGUCUACAUUUUACCUUACUUCAACCUUUUUGAGACUACAUUUACAAUUCGUGCCACAUAUGGAUUUAUAUUGUCCUUUCUCAUCCCCUUCCUGAUCAUUGCAUCUUCAUACAUCGCUAUUGGAGUAAAAAUCAAUCGCCUCAAAAAGAGGAAGCAGCUCAAGCCAUACAGACUCAUUAUAACUGUAAUCCUGACUUUCUUCAUCUGUUCAUUUCCACAACAUGUUUGCUAUUUUUUGAUGGCAAAAGCAGAAAAGAAUAAUUGGACUCUCCCUUAUCAGUUUUGGAACAUAUUUAUUUUUACUCUCUACCUGGUUAAUCUCAACAACAGUCUGAACCCAUUUCUCUAUGUGUUCAUGUGUGAUGAUUAUAAGAAGAAGCUGAAACAAUCUCUGCUGCUGGUGCUGGAGACGGCGUUUGCUGAAGAUCAUCUGGACAUUAAAGAUAUAAGACAGACACAAACAGAUGAGCAAGAGAUGAAAACCACACAUGAAUUGCUAAAAAUGUAGAAUCUUUUUUUUUUUUUGGGGGGGGGGGGGGGGGGAUCUUUUAAAUCAUUGCUAAUACUGCAUAUAAUUAUCACAGUUAAACAGUAACUGUCAUCUGUAUUUAGCAUAAUUUUCUGUCUAAGACAUCUCUUGUAAAUUAUAGAUUUAUAAAUCCAGGUUUUGUGCUUGGUUUAGUUUUGUGUUCUUGUUUUCAGUGUCUGUAUAUUCACUUAGGGCUGAUUUCAUUGUUUAGUUCAGUGUGUGUAUUUAAGUCUCAGUCUGUUUUUGUAGAAUUUUUUUUGACGUUGACCUGUUUGUCUAUUUUAUUAGAUUAAAAGCAUUGCUGUGUGCAUAAUUUAUUUCUAUUUUCUUUAAUCAGUACUAACACUUUGUUUAUUAGUCGGAUGACCAGUUAUGGAUUUUUUAUGAUAUCGGCUAAAUAGUUAAAGUCAUUUUAAAGCUUUUUUGUUUAAGUCUUGUUAAUUCUUGUUUAGGUGGCAGAUUCCAGACACUAGUUGUGUCAUGUUUCAAAUGUUGUAAUCUCUCUUUCAUGUCUGUCAUGCCAAAUCCUGUCAAGCCUAGUAUGAGUGUGUAUUAAUGCUGUUUUUCCCCAGGAAUGUUUCAGUUGUUUUGCUUUGUUUUUGGAAAAUAAAAUCCUUCAUUUCUGCAA
Danio rerio (zebrafish) is the source of this 2050-nucleotide messenger RNA. Lineage: Eukaryota; Metazoa; Chordata; Actinopteri; Cypriniformes; Danionidae. The record is from RefSeq and is a predicted model, not a curated record.